Lymnaea stagnalis (great pond snail) is the source of this 775-nucleotide messenger RNA. NCBI's taxonomy places the organism in Eukaryota, Metazoa, Mollusca, Gastropoda, Lymnaeidae. The record is from the annotation of a GenBank genome assembly.
GGAUGACCGUUCUCUUAAACCCAACUCUGCGGAUGGCCUUGACACUGACGGACUUGUUGGCCAAAGGUUGUCGAACGACUCCACAGAAUGCGAACACAGAGCUGAACAACGGAGCUCGGGUCUGAGCCAUCAUACUUCGGGAUUAGGGGACCCAUCAGCUAGCAAUCAGUCAAAUGAAGCCAGGUGCACAAAAUGUGCACACACGAGAACCAUUCACCCCAAAAUAUCAACCGUUCAACCGCUUCUCAACAUUUCAGGUAGUCGGUCACAAUCGCAAACAACAGAACAAAGCCACACACUCUCCACGUCAACACAUUCUCGUCAAGGUCAAACUUUCAGCCAAUGUACUCAGGAUGCAACAUCAAACCACGUACCAACCACAACCCCGGGAUCAACAUCCGCAUCUCUACAUGUACAAAGCAACCCUUCAACGACCCUGUCAUCAACUCAGACACUUCAAUCAAUGCCUCAUAAUCGUGUCAGCUCUCCCGCCUACAAUGCUCCAUUGAAUGCUUCGACGACAGACAAUCUCGGUCAUAUUCCAACAAGCGCGUCACUGAAUAUUUCAAACACUGCGGUCAUCCCGAAAUCAUCGCAGCCUUCAGCAGCGUCAGAUGACAGAAAGGUUGGCCCGAACCCAUCCACCACAACAUCCACCACGACAUCCGCCAUGACAUCCGCCACGACAUCCGCCACGACAUUCACCAACCAAAAGAACGGUGCCACGCCCACAUCGUCAGCGCCACACACAACGACCAACGAGAGAAAGAAAGGC